Fraxinus pennsylvanica is the source of this 1719-nucleotide messenger RNA. The record is from the annotation of a GenBank genome assembly. Lineage: Eukaryota; Viridiplantae; Streptophyta; Magnoliopsida; Lamiales; Oleaceae.
AUGGAAGUGAACGAAGACAUCUCCAUCCUGCUGGACGCGCUACGCGGUGAAGUUGCGUUGGCGCAAAACGUCGAGUCUGACCUCUCCUAUGCCUUCCAACUCCAACUCCAAGAAGCUCUCACCGCAUCCCUCCCGGUCGACGCUGCUUCAUCCUCAAACCCAAUAACUAUACCAGACGAAGUCGUUUCCCAACCUAGUCUCCUGGACACCCUUGAAGAUGACCUUUUGAUAUUUGAACGGGAACUUCUCGACCAUUACGAAGCGGAGGAGGUGAUGAAGCGAUUCAAACUCGAUCUCGACCGUCAGGUCCACGAUCAUGCUUUUGCAUGUGAAAUUUCGAAUAUUCCGGAGGAUGAGUGGAUAAAAACGGGGGAUAAUUUAGAGAGGCCGUAUGGAGGAGGCUCGACGACUUCGAAUGGGCAGGAUUUUAACUUUAGGGUUUAUAUCAAGGGUUUGGUUGAUGAAAUGGCGGGUGGGAUUGGAGUGGCUAUAUGCGAUGGAAAUGAUGGCUUGGUAUUUGAGGUGAGCAAGGGUUUAAUUGGGAAUGACGGCGAAUUAAACACUAUGGUAGUUGAAGUGAAAGCAUUGAUUGAAGGGCUUGAAGUUGCUACAAUGCUGGGUUUGAAGAGACUUACCAUUGUUUGUGAUUGUAUUUUGCUGCAUCAAUUUAUAACAGGGAAAAACCACCAAAUGCAGGCAGAUGUUGCAUCAUUGGCUUCUCAGAUGAACCUUCUUCUGAGAGAAUUUGCUUAUUGUGACUCAUCUCUUGUGGCACACAAGGAUAUUAAGUUUGCAUUUGAACUUGCAAGGAAUGCAAUAGCCUCUCAGGUCAAUCGAUCUGUAGGAAAUAACAAUGGGAAGAAAAGGAUUGAGACUUGUGCAAUUUGCUUGGAAGAUAUAUAUGCAGAUCAAAUGUUCUUAAUUAGGGAUUGCCUCCACAGCUACUGCUUUACCUGUUUGUCCAAACAUGUCCAAUUUAAAUUGCUUCAGGGAAUGCUACCUAAAUGCCCAUAUGAGAAAUGUGAGUCUGAGCUGCAACUUGAAAGCUGCAAAACAUUUUUGACUCCUGAAUUAUUUGAUAUUAUGAGUAACCGUGUGAAGGAAGCAUCCGUUCCUGUGGCUGAGAAGAUUUACUGCCCAUAUCCUACUUGUUCUACUUUAUUUUCAAGAGCUGAGCUUCAAGGAUAUACAAUCGGUGUUAUCGAAGGAUUGGCGGCCAAAAAAUGCCCAAAAUGCCUUGGCAUUUUCUGUAUCAAUUGCAAAGUCCCCUGGCAUAGCAAUAUGAGUUGCGUUGCCUAUAAAACAUUGAACCCCUAUCCCUCUGGAGAAGAUCAGAAACUGAAGUCUUUGGCUACUAGGAAUCUCUGGCGUCAGUGUCCGAAAUGCAGUCAUAUGGUUUCACUUGCUGAGGGUUGCUACCACAUCUAUUGCAGAUGUGGACACGAGUUUUGUUACACGUGUGGAGCUGAAUGGAGAAACAAGAAAGCCACCUUCUUUUUGGUAGAGAUCAAUUGGAGUUUUUGGUCAACUUUGCUGAAACAGGAACUUUUGGUGGAUCCUGCAAUAAUCAGUGCCAUAGACGAGGAGACUGAAUUUAAUGCCUUAGUGGAACUUUUGGUGGAUCCUGCAAUAAUCAGUGCCAUAGACGAGGAGACUGAAUUUAAUGCCUUAGUGGAAGAAGAGGCUGCUAUGCUUGAAUCAUUACUUGGAAAAAGAUGA